AUGGUGGGUGAUGGCCCCUGCCUUAUCUCUGAUCUGGACUGGCAAGGCCAGCGGAGAUCAUUUUCAGAGAGAUAUGACCCCAGCUUGAAGACCAUGAUCCCAGUGAGACUCUAUGCAAGGCUGGCACCCAACCCUGUGGAUGACGCAGGGCUGCUCUCCUUUGCCACAUUCUCUUGGCUCACGCCAGUGAUGGUGAGAAGCUACAAGCACACGCUGACUGUGGACACCCUGCCCCCACUGUCACCAUAUGACUCAUUCGACACCAAUGCCAAAAGAUUUCAAAUCCUUUGGGAUGAAGAGGUAGAAAGGAUGGGUCCCGAGAAAGCCUCUCUGGGCUGAGUGGUCUGGAAAUUCCAGAGGACGCAUGUUUUGAUGGAUAUCGUGGCCAAUAUCCUGUGCAUUAUCACGGCAGCCAUAGGGUCGAUGGUUCUCAUUCACCAAAUCCUCCAGCAGACCGACAGCAUCUCCAGGAAGGUCUGGGUUGGCGUCAGCCUGUGCACAGCCUUUUUCACCACCGAGUUUACCAAAGUUGUCUUUUGGACCCUUGCCUGGGCCAUAAAUUACUGCACAGCGAUCCGGUUGAAGGUGGUCAUCUCCACCCUGGUUUUCGAAAACCUGGUGUCGUUCAAGACGCUGACACACAUCUCUGUUGGUGAGGUGCUCAAUAUACUAUCAAGUGAUAGUUAUUCUUUGUUUGAAGCUGCCUUGUUUUGUCCCUUGCCAGCCACCAUCCUUAUCCUAAUGGCUGUCUGUGCGGUGUACGCCUUUUUCAUUCUGGGGUCCACAGCUCUCAUCGGGAUAUCCGUGUAUGUGCUAUUUAUCCCCAUCCAGAUGUUUAUGGCUAAGCUCAAUUCAGCUUUUCGAUGAUCAGCAAUUUCAGUGACAGAUAAACGAGUUUAGACAAUGAAUGAGUUUCUGACCUGCAUCAAGCUGAUUAAAAUGUACACCUGGGAGAAAUCUUUUACGAACGCCAUCCGAGAUAUAAGGAAGAGGGAAAGGAGAUUACUGGAAAAAGCUGGAUUUGUCCAAAGUGGAAACUCAGCGCUGGCCCCCAUUGCAUCCACCGUAGCCAUUGUACUGACAUUCACCUGCCACAUCCUCCUGAGACGAAAGCUCACUGCCCCAGUGGCAUUUACUGUGAUUGCCAUGUUUAAUGUAAUGAAGUUUUCAAUUGCAAUCUUACCUUUCUUGGUCAAAGCAGCAGCUGAAGCCAAUGUCUCUCUAAGGAGAAUGAAGAAAAUUCUCAUAGCUAAAAGCCCCCCAUCUUACAUCACCCAACCAGAAGACCCAGAUACAGUCUUGCUUUUAGCAAAUGCCACCUUGACAUGGGAGCAAGAAACCAGGAGGAAAAGUGACCUAAAGAAAGUGUAGAACCAGAAAAAGCAUCUUCUUAAGAAAUUGAGGCCAGAGGCAUACAGUCUGAGUUUAUCAGGUCAGGGAGUCACCGGCGCCGAGGAGCAAUGUGGCAGCUGCAAAUCGGUUCUGCACAGUAUAAGCUUUGUGGUGAGAAAGGGGAAGGUCUUGGGCAUCUGUGGGAAUGUUGGAAGUGGAAAGAGAUCCCUCCUCGCAGCUCUCCUAGGACAGAUGCAGUUACAACAAGGGAUCGUGGCCGUCAACGGGACUCUGGCCUACGUUUCCCAGCAAGCAUGGAUCUUUCAGGGAAAUGUGAGAGAAAACGUAUUAUUUGGAGAAAAGUAUGAUCACCAAAGGUAUCAGCACGCGGUUCGUGUCUGUGCCCUUCAGGAGGACCUGAGCAGCCCACCUUACGGAGACUUGACUGAGAUCGGGGAGCGGGGCCUCAACCUCUCUGGGGGGCAGAGGCAGAGGAUCAGCCUGGCCCGAGCCGUCUACUUGAACCAUGAGAUCUACCUGCUGGAUGACCCGCUGUCGGCCUUGGACGCCCAUGUGGGGAAGCACGUCUUUGAGGAGUGCAUUGAGACGCUCAGGAGGAAGACCAUCGUCCUGGUGACCCACCAGCUGCAGUUCCUGGAGUAUUGUGAUGAAGUCAUCUUGGUGGAAGAUGGAGAGAUCUGUGAGAAGGGAACGUUAAUGGAGGAGAGAGGACUCUAUGCAAAACUGAUUCACAAACUCUGAGGGUUGCAAUUCAAGGAGCCUGAGCACAUUUAUGAUGCAGCAGUGGUGGAAGCCCUUAAGGAGAGUCCUGCUGAGAGAGAUGAAGACACUGGUACAAUAGUUUUGGCUCCAGGAGAUGAGAAACAUGAUGGAAAAGAACCUGAAACAGAAUCAGAGUUUGUAGACAUAAAAGGACUUGUGUUUGUCCCCACUGUUCCUCUGCACCAGCUCAUCCAGACUGAGUCCCCCCGGGGAGCAACCGUGACCUGGAAAACUUAUCACACGUACAUUAAAGCUUCUGGAGGGUACUUCCUCUCUCUCUUCGUGGUGUCCCUCUUCCUCCUGAUGAUCGGCAGCUCCGCCUUCAGCAACUUGUGGCUGGGUGUCUGGUUAAACAAGGGCUCACAGAUGACGUGUGGGCCUCACGGCGACAUGAGCACGUGCGAGGUGGGCCCGGUGCUGGCAGACGCCGGGCCGAGGGUGUACCAGUGGGCGCACUCAGGGUGCAUGGUGUCCGUGCUGGUGUUUGGCACCACCCGAGGCUUCACUUUCACCAGGACCACGCUGACGGCAUCCUUCUCACUGCACGACUGAGUGUUUGACAAGAUCCUGGAGAGCCCGAUGAGCUUCUUUGACAGGACUCCCGCCGGCAGGCUAAUGAACCGUUGUUCUGAGGACAUGGACGAGCUGGAUGUGAGGCUGCCGUUUCAUGCCGAGAACUUUCUGCAGAAGUUUUUUACGGUGCUGUUUAUUCUCGUGAUAUUGGCUGCUGUGUUUCCUGCUGUCCUUUUAGUCCUGGCCGGCCUGGUUGUAGGCGUCGUCAUUCUUUUACGCAUUUUUCACAGAGGAAUCCAGGAGCUCAAGAAGGUCGAAGGCGUCAGCCAGUCCCCCUGGGUCUCCCACGUAGCCUCGUGCAUGCAGGGCCUAGGAACCAUCCACGCCUACGCCAAGAGGGACGACCGCGUCAGCAACCAUCUCCUAUACUUUAACUGUGCUCUCAGGUGGUUUGCUCUAAGGAUGGAUGUCCUCAUGAACAUUGUCACCUUCAUUGUGGCCUUGUUGGUGACCCUGAGUUUCUCCUCAAUCAGUGCUUCAUCCAAAGGCUUGCCAUUGUCUUACAUCAUCCAGCUGAGUGGGCUGCUCCAAGUGUGUGUGCGGACAGGGACGGAGACCCAGGCCAAGUUCACCUCCGUGGAGCUGCUCAGGGAGUACAUUUCGACCUGUGUUCCUGAAUGCACUCACCCCCUCAAAGUAGGGACCUGUCCCCAUGACUGGCCCAGCCGCAGGGAGAUAACAUUCAGAGACUAUCAGAUGAGAUAUAGAGACAACACUCCCCUUGUUCUCAACAGGCUGAACUUGAACAUCCAGAGCGGGCAGACAGUUGGGAUUGUUUGAAGAACAGGUUCUAGCAAGUCAUCCUUAGGAAUGGCCUUGUUUCGUCUGGUGGAGCCCUCCAGUGGCACAACCCUCACUAGUGGCACGGACAUCUGUACUGUUGGUUGCGAAGACCUCAGAACCACUGUCAUCCCCCAGGAUCCUGUCCUGUUUGUAGGUACAGUAAGGUACAACUUGGAUCCCUUUGGGAGUCACAGCGAUGAGAUGCUCUGGCAGGUUCUGGAGAGAACAUUCAUGAGAGACACUAUAAUGAAACUCCCGGAAAAAUUACAGGCAGAAGUCACAGAAAAUGGAGAAAACUUCUCAGUAGGGGAACGUCAGCUGCUUUGUAUGGCCCGAGCGCUUCUCCGUAAUUCAAAAAUCAUUCUCCUUGAUGAAGCCACUGCCUCCAUGGACUCUAAGACCGACACCCUUGUUCAGAGCACCAUCAAAGAUGCCUUCAAAGACUGCACUGUGCUGACCAUUGCCCACCGCCUCAACACGGUCCUCAACUGUGACAAUGUCCUGGUCAUGGAAAUUGGGAAAGUGGUCGAGUUUGAUAAGCCUGAAGUCCUUGCUGAGAAGCUAGAUUCUGCGUUUGCGAUGUUACUAGCAGCAGAAAAAAAGUCCGACUAUAAAGGUCCCCAUAGGGGCCACAUCAGCUGAUUUUAGAGGAAGAGGAGGCUGUGUGAGAUAAGUCAGAUGUGCCUGCUGGGGGAGGGGCCGUUAUCUCAGGGGGCAGCCCUGGUCCACCAUCCCUCCCACGCCUGCAGCACAGGCAGAGCUGGGGUGGAGGUUGUUUCCUUGCCUCGCCCAGCACGUGCCUCCUGACCUCACUUGGAGGGUGUGGGUCUGGUCCUAGGUGAUGAACAGAGGCAGAAGAAGCUUGUGGGUUAAAAAACUGCCCCUCAACUUCUAAAACCCCAGCCAUCCCUCAUGUGUCCUCAUCAUUACCACCUCAGUGCCUGGGAAUGGAACCAUUGUAACCUUCAGUUAAAAACUGGUCAAACAGAAUGGAAAAAUCCCUAAGGAUGGACUUUGUAAAGGUUUCCUGCCUUGCUAUCAGAAGGGAAAAAACAGAGUUUUCUUCCUGCUUAACUCCUAUUCACAUCUAUUUGGAGCGUGUGACAAGUAACUACACAGAUCUGUAGCAUGAAAGAUUGAUUACAGUGUUGGGUGAAAAUUUAAAAAAAAAAUCAUAUUGUAUGUCCCAUUUGCUCUAUUAGAAUAACCAGGGAAACAAAAUGUUGGAGUUUUUCUGUAAAUUACAUUUUUAUAUCUUCUAUAUUGGUCAU
Molecule: messenger RNA, 4742 nt
Organism: Balaenoptera musculus (blue whale)
Lineage: Eukaryota; Metazoa; Chordata; Mammalia; Artiodactyla; Balaenopteridae
Gene: ABCC12
Product: ATP binding cassette subfamily C member 12
Biological process (GO): transmembrane transport
Cellular component (GO): membrane
Molecular function (GO): ATP binding; ATP hydrolysis activity; ABC-type transporter activity
Source: RefSeq, a predicted model, not a curated record